AUGGUCAGCGGGGACUGCUGGCUCAUUGAGGGGGACAAAGGCUAUGUGUGGCUGGCCAUAUGCAGUCAGAACCAGCCGCCGUACGAGACUAUCCCCCAGCACAUCAACAACACGGUCCACGACUUGAGAUUGAACGAGAACAAGCUGAAAGCUGUGCUCUUCAGUUCCAUGUACCGCUUCACCAACUUGACUGACCUCAAUCUCACCAAGAAUGAAAUCAGCUACAUCGAGGACGGAGCUUUUGCGGGGCAAGCCAAUCUGCAGGUUCUUCAGCUGGGCUACAACAAGCUGACAAACCUAACUGAGGGCAUGAUGAGAGGGCUCGGCCGCAUGCAGUGCCUCUUCCUGCAGCACAACCUCAUCGAGGUCAUUGCCAGCAAUGCAUUCUGGGAGUGCCCCAGCCUCAGCAGCAUCGACCUGUCAUCCAACAAACUGGCCCGCAUCGACCCGUCCACGUUCACGGUUCUCAGUCGCCUCAUGGUGUGUGAACUGGCGGCGAAUCCUUUCCAUUGCGGCUGCGACCUGUACAGCUUCCUGACCUGGCUGGAGUUCUUCAACAACGUGUCGCACACCUACGACCGCCUCCAGUGCGAGACGCCGCGGGAGAUGUUUGGAUUCCCUUUACUGAGCCCCAUCGCUGCCGGCCACGCUGGUCGGAACGCCAAGAACAUUUUGUACCAUCACUGCCGCGAUGGUGUGAUGAUUCCGGGAAUGACCUCUCUCCCGCCGGAUCUGGACGGUCCAUCUGGGAUCGGACCGGAGAUGUUUGGUGGUGUGGGGCCCUACCACCAGCCCACUACCUCCUCCUCAUCCACGGAGGACAGCUUCAGUCCCAGCAUCAAGCUCCAUCAUGUCUCUUUGUCAUCGGCCUCUCUCCUGGUCAAGAUCCCAAGGCCCUACACCAAAAUGUACAUUCUAACACAGUACAACCACACGUACGUAUCCGACGUCAUGAAUUUGAAGAACAAGAAGGAGAUGAUCACCCUCAACAAGCUCAAGCCCCACAACAAUUACACCUUCUGCGUAGCAUCUAUUCGCAACUCUCAGCGCUACAACCACACCUGCCUCCAGUUUUCCACUCGGGGUCAAAACCAGGAUGAUACACUUCCCACACCUUCCACCACUACUCACUACAUAAUGACCAUUGUGGGCUGCCUUUUUGGCAUGCUCAUUGUUUUGGGCUUUGUGUACUAUUGUCUACGUAAGAAACGGAUGCAUGAUGAGAAGAAGAAAUCCAUCUGCGUCAAGAAAACUAUACUCGAAAUGCGCUACGGGCCAGAGGUGGCGGCAGCAGUAGCGAAUGAUCCAUCGGCGGUCCACAAGCUGCAGGAACAGUCCAGAGAACAUCACCAGUAUCAGCAUCACCACGGAGGAAAAAUGCCCAUGUCCACAUCCUCCAGCUCGGGAAUGCUCCACUCAGCCAACACCACCUCCUCAAGACUGUCCUCUAUCCCGCAAGUGGAAAAAAUGGCCACUGCCUUCUCAGAGGCCAUGGCUACGAGUAAAGGAAACUAUAUGGAUGUGAGAACUGGAGGGGCAGGGAUGGAGAGGAUGGGAGACGGUGGGCAUGUGGGGAUGAGGGGGGAAGACUUGAGGGAUGAUGAUGGAACUGAUCUUGGCGAUGACUCUGAUGAUGAUGGACAUGGUUCCGCAUCAGAGAUCUCCACCAUCGCCAUGGAGGUGGACAAGGUCAACCAGAUUAUUAACAACUGCAUUGAUGCGCUGAAACUGGAUGCAGCAGCAGUUGCUGCUUCGGGGGCUUCUACUAACCCCACUGUUUCCUCAAAUCCCACCUCCCCACCACCCACCAGCACAUCCUCCUCCGCCUCCACUCCCGGCCUUGAACGCCCCUCUCUCUGAGCGCCUCCACCUCCAGCCACCGCUGUGCGCCCCAUUCAGCGGCAAAUGAGUGCAGAUGCAGCUGUGGUUAUUGUAAAUGCUGUCAAGAAACAGUGCAGCACCACAUCUUGUGGCUCCAUGGGUCGCGACAGGGAACGCGGUGGAGCCAGAGUGUAUAGUCUGGACGUUCCUGAGCCGAGGAGUCCGGAUGCCUGUAAUCAACAGCAGCAGCAGUACUCCGACCGGGCCAGUCCUGUGGGCUGUGGGGAGCCCCUGGAGAGGCUGCCUUUAGUCGGGAGCGGGAGCUGUGGUGGAGGGGGUGGUGGUUGCGACAGUGGUGGUCAGCAGCAGCUGGAGGUGCAGCAGGACUACCACUGCUCGGAGCACCGCCACUCCGUCCCAGCUCUCUAUUAUGAAGGGUCCCACCAGGGCUCCCCUGCCCAGAGAGUUUCCUUCCUUAAGCCCCUGACACGCUCCCGCAGGGACGCAGCGUCUUACUCCCAGCUUUCGCCUGCUCGGCACCAUUCCAGUUACUCGGGCUACUCCUCGAGCCCAGAGUACUCCUCAGAGAGCUCGCUGCGGAUCUGGGAGCGUUUCCGUCCCUACCGGAAAGGCCAGCGUGACGAGGCCUGUUAUGUGACGGCCGGAAAUGCCCUUCGAAAAAAGGUGCAGUUUGCUAAAGGCGAGGACCUGCAUGACAUCCUUGAUUACUGGAAAGGUGUGUCAGCACAGCAGAAGCUGUGA
This is a messenger RNA of Stegastes partitus (bicolor damselfish), 2583 nucleotides long. It is a transcript of the gene elfn2b, whose product is annotated as extracellular leucine-rich repeat and fibronectin type III domain containing 2b. Gene Ontology annotation, molecular function: protein binding. The record is from RefSeq and is a predicted model, not a curated record. Gene Ontology annotation, cellular component: plasma membrane. Lineage: Eukaryota; Metazoa; Chordata; Actinopteri; Pomacentridae. The transcript is spliced from 5 exons.